Messenger RNA from Neolamprologus brichardi, 2075 nucleotides. It is a transcript of the gene angptl2b, whose product is annotated as angiopoietin like 2b. NCBI's taxonomy places the organism in Eukaryota, Metazoa, Chordata, Actinopteri, Cichliformes, Cichlidae. Gene Ontology annotation, biological process: blood coagulation. The record is from RefSeq and is a predicted model, not a curated record.
AUUCAGCCCACAGGAAAGUGACAGUCCUCUCCUAACGGGCCGCGGGCAGCACACAACCUGCCUCAGACUCUCACUGUUGAUCAGGAAACUACCUCUGCCACCUGGCUGACGUUGCCAGCUGUCGCUUUUUUCUCUUCACAACUUUUUUUUUUUUUUUUUUUUGUUAAAGUGGAUCUGGGAGCAAUCUCCUUAAUGUUUGAAGAUUAGUUUCAACUUGACGUUCUGUUUGGCUACUGACAGUUUCUUUUUUCUUUUUUUAACAAUUACAACAAUAGGCUUUGAAACGCCACCUUUUCACCGGUGGAGUGGACUAAGGUGAGAAAAGGCUGAGUAACUAUAGACAGCCAGAGCGCAGAGAGGACUACGCGGGGGUGCAGGUUUCACCCUUGGGAUGACGUUCAACCAUAAGAAACUUCAGACAAGUCUGGCAGGAGGGCAAAGGAACUGAAGGAGCCUCACCAGUAUUGUGCAAUUAUCUCAGUUGGACACUAACUCAUGGAGCCCCCUUCAGUGGUCCUGCUAGGGCUCCUUCUAGUUUAUGGACUAGCCUGUGGAGUCCAGCAGACGUUGGGGAGUCGCUCAGACGGCAGCCGUGGCAGGGGCAGUACCCAAGAAUUUGAGAGCAGCGAGGAGGGUCUGGAAAGAGAUUUUAUCUACGCAGGAAGGAGCAAACGUGCUCCAGCUGACCAGCAGCAGGACAAAUGUUCCUACACUUUCAUUGUACCUCAACAAAAAGUGACUGGAGCCAUCUGUGUCAACUCCAAGGAGCCAGAGGCCAUGCUGGAGAACCGGGUCAACAAACAAGAGUUAGAGCUGCUUAAUGUGGAAUUACAGAAGCAGAAGAGGCAGAUCGAGACCCUGCAGCAGUUGGUCGAGGUGGAUGGGGGCAUCGUCAACGAGGUCAAGCUUCUGAGGAAAGAGAGUCGAAACAUGAACUCCAGGGUCACUCAGCUGUACAUGCAGCUGCUCCAUGAGAUCAUCAGGAAGAGAGACAAUGCGCUAGAACUGGCACAGAUGGAGAACAAGAUCCUCAACCAAACCUCUGAGAUGCAACAGCUCACCAGUCGGUACAAAGAUCUCGAGCACAAAUACCAGCACUUGGCUUCUUUAGCCACCAACCAGUCGGCUCUCAUUGCCGUGUUGGAGGAGCAGUGCCGGAGUCGACCUCCUCCUCGCCAUGUUCCUGUGCCCCAGCCCCAGCCGCGGCCUCAGCCUCCACCACAACCCUCACCCCCUAUUAACAAGCCCUACCAGCCGCCUGUAAUCCCACGCAUCAACAACCCAAUCAGCAACGAAAUCCAGAGUGACCAAAAGUCUCUUCCACCAGUUCUUCCAACAAUGCCCACUGGUACACACAGUCCAUCUACCACUGACAAGCCCUCUGGCCCGUUUAGAGACUGUCUGCAGGCUCUAGAAGACGGACACGCAACCAGCGGCAUGUACCUGGUGAAGCCAGAGAAUGCCAACCGACUUAUGCAAGUGUGGUGUGACCAGAGGCACGACCCAGGCGGCUGGACUGUGAUUCAGAGGAGGGUGGACGGCUCUGUCAACUUUUUCAGGAACUGGGAGACAUACAAGCAAGGUUUUGGCAAUAUUGACGGCGAGUACUGGCUGGGUCUAGAAAACAUCUACUGGCUGACUAACCAGGGAAACUACAAACUGCUGGUCACGCUGGAGGACUGGUCUGGCAGAAAGGUGUUUGCGGAGUAUGCCAGCUUCAGGGUGGAGUCUGAAGCUGAUUUCUACAAGCUGAGGGUGGGCCGCUACCAUGGAAAUGCUGGAGACUCGCUGACCUGGCACAACGGCAAACAGUUCACAACACUGGACAGAGACCACGAUGUGUAUACAGGAAAUUGUGCCCAUUACCAGAAGGGAGGCUGGUGGUACAACUCUUGUGCCCAUUCUAAUCUGAAUGGAGUUUGGUACAGAGGAGGACACUACCGCAGCCGCUACCAAGAUGGAGUCUACUGGGCAGAGUUCAGGGGAGGAGCUUACUCAUUAAAGAAAGUAGUCAUGAUGAUCCGUCCAAACCCCAACACCUUCCACUGAGCAUCCAAGGAACAUAUACUAUACUG